Siniperca chuatsi (mandarin fish) is the source of this 2366-nucleotide messenger RNA. It is a transcript of the gene trim107, whose product is annotated as tripartite motif containing 107. The transcript is spliced from 2 exons. Gene Ontology annotation, molecular function: hydrolase activity; zinc ion binding. The record is from RefSeq and is a predicted model, not a curated record. Bases 340 to 1884 code for a protein of 514 amino acids. Lineage: Eukaryota; Metazoa; Chordata; Actinopteri; Centrarchiformes; Sinipercidae.
GUUUUAACAGGUAAGACUAUUUUGCUAGACGGACAAUCUAUAUUUACUUGUUUGUAAAGAAUUAAGCGUCUUCGCCUGCUACUAUGCGUGCUGCGCUUUAAGUGAUGCGCAAACGCUUAUGAAUAAUAAUGUAGGCCUAAUUAUUUUUUUAAGGAAGCAAAGCCAGGUGAAUUGAAAUCAAAGCUGUUCCCUGCAGCAGAAUUAGGCUAACAAUGUAAGUCUGAUGAAUUAAACAGAAGGAAUAGAAACUUUUGGGGAUUUGGCUGCGUGGAGUUCCUGCUCGCUGGAAAUCGAAACUUAACCAAAGACUGAACAGACGCACUGCCAGCAUCUGCCACGAUGUCUGUGAGUGAGACUGAAACAAAAAAAAAGGAUCAUGCAGAAGCUUUGGCUUUGGAGCUCACUUGCCCCAUCUGCUUGCAGCUCUUCUCUGAGCCAGUUUCUCUUCCAUGUGGUCACAUCUACUGCUUUGCCUGCCUUCAGACCAUGGGAGAAGGCCUUGACCAACACAGCUGCCCUGAGUGCCAGGCAGAGUAUCAAGGAACCAAAGCCCUUGUGAAAAGCUUCAAAAUGUGUAACAUCAUAGAGACCUACAAAGCCACUGCUGGGAAAGUCAACUCCCCUGCACACCCUUCCGACGUCGGCCAUGUAACAAUCAAGGGUAAUGGUAGCUCUGUUACAGAAGAAUCAAACACAAAAUACCACCAGGGCACAGCGACAGCUGGAGAGAUGCGGGAGGAGAGCUCAGGUUGUAAGGGAAAGAGUGGCUUUCAAAUUGGGUCUGGAUCCACAGAGCAAGUCAGUGGCAAAGCCAAGAUGGAAUUGGAUGAACCUAAAUUCAAAUUGGCAUCUCAAGUCACAGAGUUGAGCCUCAAGUUGGAGCUGGCAGAGAGUGUGCUGAGGAAAGAAAAGGAACAGGAGUUAGAGGUGACCACUGCUAGUAGUCACCUGAGAGAGAAAGCAUCCAAACUUUUAGGGCAGAUAAAAGAUUUGUCGCAGAGUUACAGUGCACAGGUAAUGCAGCUGAUUGAAGAGGAGCUAGGUCCAGGUGAGGCGAGCAUGGGCAGCCGAGUCAGUCAAGCUGCUGAGCUGACUGAGCAGCUGAGACAAGCUGUGCUCAGGUCGGAGUCCCUUCUGACAGAAGAGGAUGAGACUGCGUUCAGUGACGAGCUUCGGACUCUACAACCAUGCAUUGUGGACUUAAUGGCCAAGUCUGUGGGAGAAGAGGAAGAACACAUUGAAUCAAAAGUCAGCCCCGCACGAGCCUGUCUCAAGCUGGAAAACAUGAACGCUGAGCUGAGGGAAAGAUUUGGAGAGAUUCAGCGCUCCCUUCGAAACACCCUCAACCCUUCGGAGGUGACCUUUGACCCAGAAACAGCCCACCCCAACCUCGUCCUUUCCGAGGACUUGAAGACAGUGACUUUCAGCACCGCCAAACAACCCUACCCAUCCUCUCCUCAGAGAUUCACCAGCUUCUUCCAGGUCCUCAGCACCCAGAGCUUCUAUGAAGGUGAUCAUUGCUGGGAGGUGGAGCUCGAAGGUUCUCCGUGGAUCAUUGGUGUGUGUUACAGUGGGAAGCUGGCACGUAGCGGCUUGCCCUCUGCUCUUGAAAGCAGCCGGAGCUCCUGGUGUCUGAUGUGGUUCAACAACAUGCUUACAGCCUUUGAGCAGAGUCACGAUGUGCCGCUGAAGAGGACCACAGUGUCAUGCAGGCUAGAGAUCAGACUGAGUUUCAAGACUCACAGGUUGAGCUUCUACAACAUCAGCCCCAUCAGUGGGAAGACUCAUGUGUACACGUUCAAGGCUAACCUGACUGAACCAGUUCACCUGGCCUACAGGAUGAUGUCAGGGCACCCCAAAGGACGUGUCACUCUUUAUUCAUAAUCAUAACUACGUUUCUUAGCAAAGUGUGCCAUAGUAGAAAGAGCAAAGUAAUAAUAUUUUAAAAAGCUAAUUUGAGACUUGAGCGUUGUAUGAUUAAAUAAUUUAAAGUCUAUAUUUGUGUCUCGAUUGAAGAUACAGACUCUGAUUUCCUCAUUCCUCAGACAACUUGUUCCAAAGAAUUCAGGAAUUCUGUUGGCACUUCCUGAUCACCUUUUGCCCAUUACUUUCGAUGCUUUGUGUGAUAAUAUAUAUAACUAUAAAUAACUACUUCUCAAGUCUACAUAGACAUAAAAAACAUAAAUGUGGCUGAAAUUACAUUGCAGUGUGCCUGAAACAUAUUGCUCACAUAUAGUGCUCAAAAUGAGUCAAUAAAUGUCAUCAUUUUUGUCUGUUUAAACAAAGCAAAAGGAAUAAACAUUGAAAAAUAUUGUGUUUUAUGAUGUUUUUCCAUCUGACAAAUAAACUCAACAAAAUUCCUAGUA